Drosophila ananassae is the source of this 1344-nucleotide messenger RNA. RefSeq names its product aminoacylase-1B. Gene Ontology annotation, cellular component: cytoplasm. Gene Ontology annotation, molecular function: aminoacylase activity. The record is from RefSeq and is a predicted model, not a curated record. Gene Ontology annotation, biological process: amino acid metabolic process. The transcript is spliced from 6 exons. Bases 85 to 1296 code for a protein of 403 amino acids. NCBI's taxonomy places the organism in Eukaryota, Metazoa, Arthropoda, Insecta, Diptera, Drosophilidae.
UAAGCAGUCGGGGAUUAUGGAGAACUUAGAUCUUCUUUUUGGGAUGCCUGGUUCAGUUUCAGUUCGCCUUUGUUGAGAUCCACUAUGAGUACUAACGUCUGGGAGGCAAACGAGGAGAUUCAGUUCUUCCGUGAAUAUCUACGCAUCCCCAGUGUGCACCCCAAUCCGGAUUAUGAGCCGUGUGUGGAGUUUCUGAAGAGUCAAGCCUCGGCCUUAGACCUUCCCAUUAGAAUAUGCUAUCCUGCCAAUGAGAAGAAUCCUGUGGUGGUCCUAACAUGGGAGGGUCUCCAGCCGGAUCUGCCAAGUGUCCUGCUCAACUCCCACAUGGACGUCGUGCCAGUCUUCCCGGAAAAGUGGUCGCACCCUCCGUUUGGCGCAGAAUUGGACGAGAAGGGCCGCAUCUUCGCCAGGGGUAGCCAGGACAUGAAGUGUGUGGGGAUGCAGUAUUUGGCUGCCAUUAGGGCUCUGAAGCGGAGUGGCUCCCGGUUCAAGAGGACCAUCCACAUCUCCUUUGUACCAGAUGAAGAAGUUGGGGGAAAGUUGGGAAUGCACGCCUUUGUGUCCUCGCAGGACUUCCGCUCCCUGAACAUUGGCUUCAGCCUCGAUGAAGGCAUUGCCUCGCCCACCCCAGAGUUUCCCGUGUUCUUUGCCGAGCGGUCCGUACGACGUGUCAUUUUCAAGAUCGGCGGUUCAGCAGGCCACGGCUUGCUUCUGAUGCCCAAUACGGCGGGGGAGAAGUUUAGCUACAUCCUCGAGAAGAUGAUGGAGUUCCGGAGCGCUCAAGUGAGACGGCUGGAGGACAACCCCGAGCUCCAGAUCGGCGACGUGACGACCAUCAAUCUGACCACGGUGGCCGGCGGAGUCCAGAGCAAUGUGGUUCCUCCUCUGCUGACAGCCUGCUUUGACUGUCGCCUCUCGAUAGAUAUCGACAUCUCGGAGUUUCAUGCCACGCUUCUCAGGUGGUCUGAAGAGGCGGGUGGAGACAUCGAAGUCGAGUUCGGAACGUUCCAGAGCACACCACGCGUGCCGCCCACGGCCACGAACGACUCCAAUCCCUUUUGGGUGGCUUUCAAGAGGGCAACGGAUGACCUGGGCCUCUCCAUCAAGCUGCAGGUGUUCCCUGGCGGCACCGAUAGCCGCUUCAUCCGCCAUGUGGGCAUUCCGGCCUUGGGAUUCUCGCCUAUGAACAAUACUCCCGUCCUGCUGCACGACCACGACGAAUAUCUUCACGCAGACACCUACCUGAAGGGGGUGGAGACGUACAUCAAGAUUAUUGCGAAUGUUGCGAAUGCCUAAGCUUUCCAAUGUCACAAUUAAGCAAAAUAAACCAUAAAUUGUACAAUA